Messenger RNA from Phyllostomus discolor (pale spear-nosed bat), 1754 nucleotides. RefSeq names its product olfactory receptor 2K2. Gene Ontology annotation, biological process: G protein-coupled receptor signaling pathway. The transcript has a single exon. The record is from RefSeq and is a predicted model, not a curated record. NCBI's taxonomy places the organism in Eukaryota, Metazoa, Chordata, Mammalia, Chiroptera, Phyllostomidae. Gene Ontology annotation, cellular component: membrane. Gene Ontology annotation, molecular function: olfactory receptor activity; G protein-coupled receptor activity. The coding region runs from base 746 to 1696 and encodes 316 amino acids.
CACACUCUCAUAGAAAGCAUGGAUGUCAAUAGAGAAUAAAACUGUACAGUGGAUGUAUCCGUGUUUAAAUGGGGUGGGUUAUUCUGUGUGGCUUGUAAACUGGCUCUUAAACAUAAUCAAAAGGGGUACCUAUCCUGCUGUAAAUGGUGUCGUCAUGUUUUUGAGCAAAUCUGUAGACCUCUGAGCUGUUAGUUGGAAAGGAUAGUUCAUUUAGACCCAGAACUUCAUAGCUGUUGGCUUAAAAUUCAUGUAUUGGUUUCUUUCAACGUUCCUCCUCUUCUUCCAGUGAAGAUCAUUACAGGCUUUUGUUGUAGCAACAUGCUUUCUUUUCCUCACUUACCUGGCUUGCUUUUCUAAUUCGUGCUCAAUAACUUAUUCAAUGUUCAUUCAUAUUUUCAUCAUUCAGUACUUUAGAAGCUUUACUGAAAACCUACUGUGUGUCCAGCAUAGGAUUAUGAACCAAGAUUAAAUAAUUAAAUGUUUAUUCUUGUUUUCAGUAUCAUUCUUUUCUAAAUUUUGUCAUGGAAGAAUCAAUUUUUUAUGUGGGUCAUAUUGUUCUUCUCUUAGAACAAGAGAGACACUAUCCUGUAAUAUUUGGGGGGUAAAAUUGUGCUUACAGUAAUGAAAAUAAGUUUGCAAGUGUUUUCCUAACAAUGAGCAUUACGCUUUACCCAUCUCUUUGAUGUUCUCGCAUGUGAUGAAGAGAAUGAGCCUAGAGUGAUUGAUUACCAGUGAAAGGAAGAAAAUGCAAGGAGAAAACCUCACCAUCUGGAGCUUUUUUUCCUUGAAGGGUUUUUCUAGAUACCCGAAGUUAGAGGUGGUUCUCUUCAUCUUCAGCCUUGUAAUGUAUCUGAUCACCCUCUUGGGCAACAGCACUCUCAUUUUAAUCACUAUUCUAGAUUCCCGCCUUCAAACCCCCAUGUACUUUUUCCUCGGAAAUCUCUCUUUCAUGGAUAUCUGUUACACAUCUGCCUUUAUUCCCACUUUGCUGGUGAACUUGCUCUCAUCCCAGAAAACCAUCACCUUUUCUGGGUGUGCUAUGCAGAUGUACCUGUCCCUUGCCAUGGGCUCCACGGAGUGUGUGCUCCUGGCUGUGAUGGCGUAUGACCGUUACGUGGCCAUCUGCAACCCGCUGAGAUACCCCGUGGUCGUGAACAGGCAGGUCUGUGUGCAGAUGGCCGCCGUCUCCUGGGUGACGGGCUGCCUGACCGCCCUGCUGGAAACCAGCCUUGCUCUGCGGCUCCCCCUCUGUGGGAAUCUCAUCGACCACUUCGCGUGUGAGAUCCUGGCAGUGCUGAAGUUGGCCUGCGCAAGUUCACUGCUCAUGGACGUGACCCUGCUGGUGGUCAGUGUGCUCCUCCUGCCCGUUCCGAUGCUCUUCAUUUGCAUCUCUUACGUCUUCAUCCUGUCCACUGUCCUGAGAAUCAGCUCCGCAGAGGGAAGGAGCAAAGCUUUUUCUACCUGUGGUGCCCACUUGACUGUGGUGGUCUUGUAUUACGGGGCUGCCCUCUCCGUGUACCUGAAGCCUUCUUCGUCGACCUCCCAGGAAGUAGAUACAGUCAUCUCUUUGCUUUAUGGUGUGCUUACCCCUAUGUUGAACCCCAUAAUUUACAGUUUAAGAAACAAGGAAGUCAAAGACGCUAUUAGAAAACUGCUGGGCAAAGUAUCAUUGCAUCGAACACGUGAAAGUCUCUGACUGGGUGCCUGGGGUGUACAAGGGUGCGCCCCUGGCAGAACCCACCAGGGAAAUUCAA